AUGCCCAUGGACGAGCGUGAGCUUGGGCAGCGCGUCAAGGCGCUCACCAAGUGUGUCGCUGCGAACGAGCCUGCGGAGAACGUCAUUAAGAUGCUCGAGACUCUAAAAAAGGAUGCUUCUCCUACUGAGGAGAUGCUAAGGGCUACAAAGGCUGGUGUCUUUGUCGGCAAGCUUCGCUCAAAUCCCAACAAGGAGAUCGCCCGUGCCGCCGCCGAACUCGUCAACAAAUGGAAGAAGCUGGUCGAACAGGAGAAGAAUUCAAAAAAGGCAAAGGUCGGCUCAGGAUCGCCAGCUCCAGCUCCCGCGUCAGCUCCCGCAUCAUCGCCUGCCCCUCCUUCGUCCGCUGGAGGUGCCGGAGGCAAAUACAAGGGCGAUAUCGAGAAGCGCAAGUACGAGACCGACAAUGUCCACGUCAAGCGCACCGAGUCGAGCGUCCGAAACUCUUGCAUUGGCCUUAUCUACAACGGCCUGGCUUAUCGAUCGACGGCAUCCGAGAACGACGUCAUAACAAGAGCUGUCGCUGUUGAGCUUGCCGCCUUUAAUAAGUUUAAGGGCGAGACUCCCGACUACAAGAAGAAGAUCCGAUCACUUUUCACCAAUCUCAAGAACAAAUCCAACCGAGAACUUGGCCGCAGCGUCUUGUCCGGCGAGAUCUCCCCUGAAAAGUUCGUCGUCAUGACCGAUGAUGAGCUCAAGAGCGAGGAGCAGCGCAAGAAGGAGGUCGAGCUGGAGAAAGAGAACAUGAAGAAGGCUCAGGUGCCUCAGGAGCAGAAGAGUAUCAGUGAGAGUCUGGAGUGCGGUCGCUGCAAGAAGAAGCAGGUCAGCUACACACAAGCCCAGACCCGAGCUGCUGAUGAACCUAUGACGACCUUUUGCGAGUGCAUGGCUUGCGGAAACCGUUGGAAGUUUUCUUAG
Fusarium sp. VM40 is the source of this 915-nucleotide messenger RNA. NCBI's taxonomy places the organism in Eukaryota, Fungi, Ascomycota, Sordariomycetes, Hypocreales, Nectriaceae. The record is from the annotation of a GenBank genome assembly.